AUGACUGAACUCCUUCAGCAAGCAACAGCUUUUGGAGGCACAGUAGGGAACCAAACCCUUGCGACGAACCAACAGCGCUCAACAGGCGCAAGACAAAAUAUAGAUAAUCCGUUUCUGACGUUCGAUGACACGAUUCCCGACCUCAAGACUCAACGUACUGAGCUAGAAGAGUAUGUUUGGAAAUUUGCUUCAUUAGCCGGACUCAAAGACCGCUAUGAGUUGCUUCGUUUUGGUGCUCGUCUCGCUCGAGACAAGUAUGGGGCUAUGAGAAAAUACGCGGAUGAGCUCACAGAUUCGGAAAAGGAGUUGUUGGAGAAGGAAAAGGAUGAUAGUACAGGCUUUUGGAAGCAGUCCAAAUUUCUCCGCGCGACAAUCAUGACCGCAAGUCUUGCGGGUAUGAUCCAAGGAUGGACGCAAAGCGCCAAUAACGGCACUGCUCAUGGCAUGCCAGAAGAGUUUAACCUCUGCUAUCGCACGGAUCGCAUGGGGGAGGAGUGUCCUUCAUCCGAUCUUUGGACGUUUGGCAUGCUGAACGCCAUUCCGCUGCUUUCCGCGGGCCUCUUUGGUACCCUUCUCGCAGAUCCACUACAGGAGAACUUCUUAGGGAGGCGAGGUAGUGUGAUGCUGUCUUGUGGCAUCACAAUAGCCUCGACAAUCGGUGCAUCACUUACGCACAAUGUUGGCUCACUCGCAGCUUGCCGAGCUAUCAACGGAAUAGCUCUGGGUGCAAAAGCGUCGAUAGAAUCGCCUCGAUACCUGAUGAAGCAUGGAAAAUACUCCAAAGCACUCCAAGCCUUCGAACAGGUCCAAACCACUCGGUUGCUAGCAAGCCGCGAUUUCAUGUACGCGCAUGCUCAGCUGGAUUUCGAAAGCCGACUAUUGAAAGGAGAGACGAACGAGCUUGGCACCCUGGCCGAUCGCGUAGAUAUCAGCGCGCCGAGCUUGUCUGGAGAGCCAUAUCCGCCAGCAUCGAAUCGUAUACGUUUCGACAGGCCUUCUCCGCAGAGCGCGGUAUCGCCAGGUCGAUCGACCCAAGAUCCCCACGUCGAGGCAAGCAAUUUGGGCACAACAACGGUACCGAGCAACGACCAAGACCAAAGCAGGCCACAGCCCGAGCAGAACGAGACUAGCAACAUCGAGCUUGCGACUUUGAACCGGACGUGGAGUGAUAUCUCAAGCCUAGGCUUCGACUUUGGAGUCAAGCGAACGAAGAAGAAUAAUCCGUAUUCUUACAACAUCGGUGUCAACGGCUACUACAAGCGUCUGAGGGAGUUAUGGUCCAACAAGCGGUGUCGACGAGCAUUGCUGUGCGCUUCCGUAUCCAUGAUCACCCAGACCCUGACGGGCGUCAACACGAUCGCCUUCUUAGGGACGAUAGUGUGGCCCAACUCCGGAACAAACAGUGAUCGUACAUCCGCGAUAAUAGGUCUGGCCUUUGGAGCAGCGAAUUACAUGUUCGGGCUUCCUGCUUAUUGGUCUUCGGAUCGAUUGGGACGUUCCGUCAUGCUUUUGCUCGGCCUGCCAAACAUGGCAUGGUCAAUCCUAGUCUUUGCCUUCCUCUUCAAAAUCACCGACACGUCCGUCCAGAUACCAUUGGUCAGCAUCUUCGCGGUCAUCUUCGUUGCCUUUUAUGCCCCAACAGCCGGUACGUCUCCGUUCUCGAUCGCAGCAGAGGUCUUUCCUCUCGUAUCGAGGGAGGCUGGCAUGGCUGUUUCCGUCGCUGUCAACCUUCUGGGUGCUGGCGUAUUGGUACUAGUCUUCCCAUUCCUGCAGGACAGCAUUCGGCCGACAGCUGCAUUCUCUAUCUUCGCAGGUUUGAAUAUGGUGGCGUUUAUGCUGGUGUAUUUGUUCGUUCCGGAGACGAGAAUGCGGACUCUCGAAGAGCUGCAGUAUACGUUCGAUUUACCAACGGGAUGGCAUGUCGCGUAUCGAGUGGGGUACAUACGACAGCAUGUCUGGGCGAAUUGGUGGAAAUACUUGACGCGCAAGGAGGUUCAGCCGCCGGUUCCGUUCUACGAAUGGGCGCGAGUGACGUAUAGAGAGACGGAAGGUGCCAGCUGA
This is a messenger RNA of Alternaria infectoria, 2061 nucleotides long. RefSeq lists its product as uncharacterized. The record is from RefSeq and is a predicted model, not a curated record. The transcript is spliced from 3 exons. Gene Ontology annotation, biological process: transmembrane transport. The coding region runs from base 1 to 2061 and encodes 686 amino acids. Lineage: Eukaryota; Fungi; Ascomycota; Dothideomycetes; Pleosporales; Pleosporaceae. Gene Ontology annotation, cellular component: membrane. Gene Ontology annotation, molecular function: myo-inositol:proton symporter activity.